UGUGCAGGGUUGUUAAUAUCGCCGCGAUGAACGAUGAAAUCGUCAUCGGAAAUGAAAUUUUUUGUUCGAGCGAUUAUCGCGCGAUAGGUUUUAAAAUGAGUAUCGAUCGAUAAUCGCGUUUUCAUCGCCGAUGACGCGAUAGCGAUAGUUUUUUAUUUCAGCAGACUGCUUUUAAGAAUCAUAAAGUGACAGCUGAAAAUGGACGAAUCCUACAGUGGUGUUUUCGUUCAUCCAAGUUUUUUUAAAUACCACGGCCCAGCUGGAAAAGCAGGGAAUUAUCUUUUUAUUUGUGAAAAUUGUCCUUCGAAGAAAAAACCCGACGGAACAUUAUGGACAUAUAGUUGUAACCAAAAAUCCAGACAAAACCUUUUUAGUCAUAUGAAAAGUGUGCACCCAGGAUUGCUUCUAUCAUUUAAAGCUGCUUGUCAGCAAAGUAGUCAUACCAUUACCACCCCAACCAAAAGAAAACCAGCAUCUGAUUGUGAUGAGGUUGAGGAUGCGGAAAUUCAAAGUCGUCAAGCCACACUGGAAGAAGCAUUUCAGCCAAAAUCUGCGAAGAAAAGUAAGAUUUCUUUUUAUACUCAAGAAGAGUUUGAUGGAUAUGUACUGGACUACAUCAUUGAAGGAUUGCUUCCACUCAAGCAUGUUGAUUCUCCUGCGUUCAUAAAACUGAUGAGAUGUGUCUCACCCGAACAUAAGGUUAUGUGUCGACAAACUCUUUCAAAACGAUUACAAGCUAGAUAUCUUGAAGCUAAAGAAAAACUUGUUGCCCAUUUAAUGACACUGAAGGCAGUCUGCACUACAGCUGAUUGCUGGUCAGCAAGAGGGAAGUCUUAUGUUGGUGUGACAUGCCAUUGGAUUGAUCCCAAAAAGCUCAAGAGAAUCAGUGUUUGUUUAGCCAUUCGUAGAAUCUUUGGUCGGCACACAUAUGAUCUGCUGGGGAAAACUUUAGAGUCCAUCAAUAUGGAGUUUGGAAUAGACGAUAUUACUGUGCUAACUCUCACGGAUUCUGGAUCGAAUUUUUUAAAGGCAUUCAGACUUUUUGGUGCUCAUGGGACUGAGACACAAUUGGAAACGGACGAAGAAGAGGACGAUGACGCUGUGGUUGGAACUGAUCUCGAAUUUUUGUUACUUGAUUACGAUGAUGCCGACGAUCGGUACAAGUUACCGUGGCAUUGUAAAUGUGUUGCCCAUUUGUUGAACUUGCUUGCUCGCAAAGACGCAGAAAAGGCUUUAGAAACUCCUGCUUUCAAGCUAGCAUCUGAUUCAGCAUUAACAAAGCUCCAGUCUUUGUUUAAUAAACAAAGUAGGUCGGACCAGCAAAGUGAAAAAGUGAAAGAGUUACUUGGUGUUUUAUUUGUCAUUCCAAAUGCCACCCGUUGGAAUGCGUGGUAUGAUGCCAUUUGUCACGUGAAAAAAAUUGCCGAGGGUAAGAACGGAAGGAAAAAUUUAAAAUCACAAAGUUGUGUGAAAAAUUGGCUCAAAUAAGCAAGUUUCAGCAAC
This is a messenger RNA of Daphnia magna, 1503 nucleotides long. RefSeq lists its product as uncharacterized. NCBI's taxonomy places the organism in Eukaryota, Metazoa, Arthropoda, Branchiopoda, Diplostraca, Daphniidae. The record is from RefSeq and is a predicted model, not a curated record. The transcript has 4 exons. Bases 199 to 1488 code for a protein of 429 amino acids.